Arachis stenosperma is the source of this 1593-nucleotide messenger RNA. Its product is annotated as transcription termination factor MTERF6, chloroplastic/mitochondrial-like. Gene Ontology annotation, molecular function: double-stranded DNA binding. The transcript is spliced from 3 exons. Gene Ontology annotation, biological process: regulation of DNA-templated transcription. Lineage: Eukaryota; Viridiplantae; Streptophyta; Magnoliopsida; Fabales; Fabaceae. Bases 481 to 1479 code for a protein of 332 amino acids. The record is from RefSeq and is a predicted model, not a curated record.
AUAGUUCCUUAUCUAGUUUGUUGAAACACUCCAAAGUCCAAACCCCUUACUCAGUUACUCCCUUGAGUCCCUUCUCCCUCUCACUGUGCUAUGCUGAUGCCACUUCCACUACCACUAGUUCAACAAACCAACCUAAACCAAAUGCUUCUUUAUCCACCGUCACCCUCUCCUCGCUGCGGCUGCUGCAAUGUGUUCUCUCUCCACGGUCGCUGUUGCUCUGUAAUCUCUCUCCACCGUCGCUGCAACCUCUGAGCUCGUCCCCAUCUCUGCCUGUGCUCUCUUGUAGUUUUCUGUGCCUACGCCGCUUCUCUGAUUUCGCCGCAAGUCACCUCUCACCUUCGUUGCUGCUCUGCUCUCUGCUCGCCCAGUCUCCGUCACUGCCUUUAUACUCUGUCGCCGCGGGUCGGAUCUCUCCACCGAAAUGCUCUCUUCAAUAUAACUUUGCUCUUCUCCCACCUCACACCACAACCGCAAAAUAACAUGGAAACCAGCAGCACCCACAAUGGGAGUAGCAUGAUGUGGUUUUUCAAGGAUAGAGGGCUUGAUGAUAAUAGCAUACAAGGAAUUUUCAGAAGGUGCAAACGCCUUGAGAGUGUUAACAAAGAGAGAGCAAAUGAGAAUUGGGAAUACUUGAGAAGCAUUGGAAUUCAAGAAAGAAAGAUUCCCUCUGUUGUUUCGAAAUGCCCCAAGAUCCUCGCUCUCGGCCUCAAUGAGAAGAUUGUCCCCAUGGUUGAGUGUCUCAGGACAUUAGGAACAAAGCCCCAUGAAGUCACCUCUGCCAUAGCCAAGUUCCCUCACAUACUCUCACACAGUGUCGAAGAGAAACUUUGUCCCCUUUUGGCCUUCUUUCAGGCAUUAGGCAUACCCGAGAAGCAACUAGGGAAGGUGAUACUGCUCAAUCCUCGGCUUAUCAGCUACAGCAUCGAAACAAAGCUGAAGGAGAUUGUGGACUUCCUUGCUAGCCUUGGUCUAAAUAAAGAUGGAAUGAUUGGAAAAGUCAUAGUCAAGGACCCGUUUAUAAUGGGUUAUAGUGUUGAUAAGAGACUCCGACCAACUUCAGAGUUUCUGAGGUCAAUAGGCCUGAGUGAGUUAGAUCUUCAGGCGGUGGCUGUGAACUUCCCAGCAAUCUUAAGUAGAGAUGCGAAAAAGGUUUUGAUGCCCAAUUAUGAUUUCUUAAAGAAAUGCGGAUUUCAAGACAAACAAAUAGCUGCUUUGGUUGUUGGUUUUCCUCCUAUUCUGAUCAAGAGCAUACAGAACUCUUUAGAGCCCAGGAUUGGAUUUUUAGUGGACGUGAUGGGGAGACAAGUGGAUGAAGUCGUUGAUUAUCCCUGCUUCUUUCGUCAUGGCCUGAAGAGAAGGUUAGAGUUGCGGCACAAACUUUUAAAGCAGCAGAAUCUAGAUUGUAGCUUGAGUGAAAUGCUGGACUGUAAUCAGAAGAAGUUCCACAUGAAGUUUGGCUUGUUAAAAUUGAGUAACUAGUUUAUUAUUUGCUAUUAGUUUAAUAGUUUGAUCCAUAUAUCUGUCGUUUGAAAUUUUUGGAAUUUAAUAUUCAUCUGAUUGUUUGCUCUAAUCAUAUUCUUGUGAUCUACUGUA